AUGGUUCGUUACCGAAUGAGGAGCCCCAGUGAGCAUCCACACCAGGGGCCUGGGCAAGACGAUGGACAUGAUGAGCAGGAGCAGGGGCAAGGGCUGAGUCCAGAGCGUGUGGAGGACUAUGGGAGGACACACAGGGGUCACUACCAUUACAGACGGCGGCGCUGCUCGCGUAGGAAGUUGCAUCGGAUCCACAGGAGACGCCGGUCAAGCAGGAGGCGGAGACGUUCCUGCCGCCACAGGAGGCGGCAUCGUAGAUGCAGCAGAAGAUCCCGAAGGAGGAGGAGAUGUAGGUGCAGGAAGUGUAGGAGGCGCCGCCACUAA
Alexandromys fortis (reed vole) is the source of this 321-nucleotide messenger RNA. It is a transcript of the gene Prm2, whose product is annotated as protamine 2. Gene Ontology annotation, cellular component: nucleus. Gene Ontology annotation, molecular function: DNA binding. The record is from RefSeq and is a predicted model, not a curated record. NCBI's taxonomy places the organism in Eukaryota, Metazoa, Chordata, Mammalia, Rodentia, Cricetidae. The transcript is spliced from 2 exons. The coding region runs from base 1 to 321 and encodes 106 amino acids. Gene Ontology annotation, biological process: spermatid development; chromosome organization; nucleus organization.